Messenger RNA from Octodon degus (degu), 1689 nucleotides. RefSeq names its product abhydrolase domain containing 12 (gene Abhd12). The transcript has 13 exons. Gene Ontology annotation, biological process: monoacylglycerol catabolic process; phosphatidylserine catabolic process. Gene Ontology annotation, molecular function: phosphatidylcholine lysophospholipase A1 activity; monoacylglycerol lipase activity. Lineage: Eukaryota; Metazoa; Chordata; Mammalia; Rodentia; Octodontidae. The record is from RefSeq and is a predicted model, not a curated record. Bases 137 to 1333 code for a protein of 398 amino acids. Gene Ontology annotation, cellular component: endoplasmic reticulum membrane.
GAUGUGAGCGGCUCUCCGGCUCCCGGCGGCAAGGGGCGAGCGACGAGCCGCGAGCGCCGAUCGGCGAGCGGCGGGCUGCGAUUGCGGGCAGGCGAGGCCAGCGGACGCCGAGGGCGGCCAGGCUGUGGGCCGCGGGAUGAGGAAGCGGGCCGAGCCCGGCAGCUUGGAGCAUGAGCGCUGCGCCGCCGCGGGCUCGUCUUCCUCCGGCUCGGCCGCCGCGGCGCUGGACGCCGACUGCCGCCUGAAGCGGAACCUGCGCCUGGCGGGCCCGGGGUCGGCGGAGCCGCGCAGCGCGCCGGACGCGGACAUGAAGCGGGCGAUGGGCAGGCGGAAGGGGCUGUGGUUCCGACUGAGGAAGGUGCUGCUUUGUGUCCUAGGGCUGUACAUCGCCAUUCCUUUCCUCGUCAGGCUGUGUCCUGGGAUACAGGCCAAACUGAUUUUCCUGAAUUUCGUGAGGGUUCCCUUCUUCAUUGACUUGAAAAAGCCGCAGGAGCAAGGUUUGAAUCACACCUGCAAUUACUACCUCCAGCCCGAGGAAGAUGUGACGAUUGGAGUCUGGCACACCAUCCCUGCUGCCUGGUGGAAGAACGCCCAAGGGAAGGACCAGAUGUGGUACGAGGAUGCCUUGGCUUCUAGCCACCCCAUCAUUCUCUACCUUCACGGGAAUGCAGGUACCAGAGGUGGUGACCACCGAGUGGAGCUCUAUAAGGUGCUGAGUUCCCUUGGUUACCAUGUGGUCACCUUUGACUACAGAGGUUGGGGCGACUCCAUAGGAACGCCGUCAGAGCGGGGCAUGACCUACGAUGCACUCCAUGUUUUUGACUGGAUCAAAGCAAGGAGUGGCGAUAACCCCGUGUAUAUCUGGGGCCAUUCCCUGGGCACUGGAGUGGCGACCAAUCUGGUGCGGCGGCUGUGUGAGCGAGAGACACCUCCAGAUGCCCUUAUAUUGGAAUCUCCAUUCACUAAUAUUCGAGAAGAAGCAAAGAGCCAUCCAUUUUCAGUGGUGUAUCGGUACUUCCCUGGGUUUGACUGGUUCUUCCUUGACCCCAUCACAAGCAGUGGAAUUAAAUUUGCAAAUGAUGAAAAUGUGAAGCACAUUUCCUGCCCCUUGCUUAUCCUGCACGCAGAGGACGACCCAGUCGUGCCCUUCCAGCUCGGCAGAAAGCUCUACAACAUUGCUGCACCAUCACGAAGCUUCCGCGACUUCAAAGUCCAGUUUGUCCCCUUUCACUCGGACCUCGGCUACAGGCACAAGUACAUCUAUAAGAGCCCCGAGCUGCCCCGCAUACUGAGGGAGUUCCUGGGGAAGUCGGAAUCUGAGCGCCAACACUGAACCACCGUGGCCCGCCCGAGGAGCAUGAAGAUGGGACCGCUGCCUCCCCGCCCCUCCGGCAGCAGAGGCGCUGGCACAGGGGACCCACGCCACUGAGAGGGACCGCAAGCGGGGGGCGAGCAGUGCUCGCUGUAUUGCCGGUGUCAACGUGGAGACCCUGUCUUCCACCCCAAGUGCUGGACGCACCCUGCCGCUCGGCCCUCUGGCUACAGGCGCUUGCCUGCACGGCCCGGGGCCGCAUCCCUGUCCUAUCUGCCCAUCUGCCCACCCUGGCGUAGACCGAGCAGUUAUUUAAGAAUAAAAUUGUGGUGGUGGUCUGUCCUUCUCUGCUAAACGAGGGGUCAGACAAGCUGGCA